CCCCUGAGGCUGCAGUCGCUUUGCUUUCGCGCGCAGGCGGGAUCUGGGACCUUUAGGAGCGUGCAGUCGGGUCCGCGGUGGUGAGAGCCAGAAGGCGGUAGGGGUGGGGUUGUCCCCACUGCACAGCAGCUGGUCUGAGGGACGGAUGCGGUGGUUGACAACUGUGCACGAGUCCCGUCUCUGUCGCCGACCUCUUAGGACCCCUCUGUACCUACAGAGUCGGAUGGCGGCGGCCGCGCCCCGGGACCCGACUCAGGGCUGUGUGACUUUUGAGGACGUGGCCAUUGACUUCUCCCAGGAGGAGUGGGGGCUCCUUGAUGAGGCUCAGAGACGCCUGUACCACGAUGCGAUGCUGGAGAACUUGGCACUUAUAGCUUCGCUGGUUUGUUGGCAUGGAAUGGAGGAUGAAGGGACACCUUUUGAACAGAGUGUUUCCAUAGAAGUUUUGUCACAGGUCAGGAUUCCAAAGGCAAGUGCCUCCAUCCAGAAGACUCACCCCUGUGAGAAAUGUGUCCCAAUCCUGAAAGACAUUUUGCACUUGGCCCAUCUACCUGGGCAGAAAGUGUAUGUAGAUGGAGCAUGUGCAGACCUGUACCAGCCUCAAGAGCAUCACAGUGCAGAGAAGAGGGAUGUGGGCAGGGCUUCAUUUAUAAAGAGCUGCAUAUUCCAUGUGUCAGGUAAUCCCUUCACCUGGAGGAAAGUUGGAAAGGAGUUCCCGGACACAUUGGGCUUUCUCCAGCACCAGGUCAUUCUCAACAGUAAGAAGCCAAACAAAAUCACCAAGUGUGGGGAGGCCUUUCCUUGUGGAGAAAGUCAUUACAAAUCAUGUGAAUGUGGGAAAGCCUCCAGCCACAAACACAGCCUUGUUCACCACCCAAGAGUCUCUACUAGAAAAAGGGUUUACGAGUCUAGCAAAUAUGGGAAGGCUUUUCACUGCAAGUACUCACUUGUUCAGCUCCAGAGAUCCCGCACUGGAGAAAGGCCUUACGAGUGCAGUGAUUGUGGAAAAUCUUUUAGGCUAAGGGCCACCCUCAUUAUACACCAGAGAGUUCACACUGGAGAAAAGCCGUAUAAGUGUGGUGAAUGUGGGAAAUCCUUUAGUCAGUGUUCCAACCUUAUUGAACACUGCAGAAUCCACAGUGGAGACAGGCCUUUUGAGUGUGAGGAAUGCAGGAAAGCCUUUGCGUGCAAAUCCAAUCUUGUGAGGCACCAGAGAACACACACUGGAGAAAAGCCUUAUGAGUGCAGUGAAUGUGGGAAAUCCUUCAGACAAAGCUUCACCCUUGUUUGACACCAGAGAAUUCACACCACAGCAAGCCCUUAUGUGUGUGACCAGUGUGGGAAAUCCUUUAGCCAAAGAGCUGCUCUCAUUAGACACUAGAGAAUUCACACCAGUAAAAGGCUUUACGAGUGUGGAGAAUGUGGGAAAGCCUUUGGAUC
Messenger RNA from Acinonyx jubatus (cheetah), 1440 nucleotides. Its product is annotated as zinc finger protein 416-like. Bases 146 to 1291 code for a protein of 381 amino acids. Gene Ontology annotation, molecular function: DNA-binding transcription repressor activity, RNA polymerase II-specific. Gene Ontology annotation, biological process: negative regulation of transcription by RNA polymerase II. Lineage: Eukaryota; Metazoa; Chordata; Mammalia; Carnivora; Felidae. The transcript has 3 exons. The record is from RefSeq and is a predicted model, not a curated record.